Messenger RNA from Coffea arabica (coffee), 1788 nucleotides. Its product is annotated as probable LRR receptor-like serine/threonine-protein kinase At3g47570. NCBI's taxonomy places the organism in Eukaryota, Viridiplantae, Streptophyta, Magnoliopsida, Gentianales, Rubiaceae. Gene Ontology annotation, biological process: protein phosphorylation. Gene Ontology annotation, molecular function: protein binding; protein kinase activity; ATP binding. The record is from RefSeq and is a predicted model, not a curated record.
UUUAUCUGGACUCCAACAAUUUAACUUCUAUUGUGCCCUCAAGCUUGUGGAGAGUUGGGGAUAUAUUGGAGCUCAAUUGGUCCAAAAAUUCUUUUAGCAGUUCUUUGUCCUCAGAAAUUGGAAAUUUGAAGGAGCUAAUCAUGAUGGACCUAUCUGUUAAUGACUUUUAUGGAGAUAUCCCUACAGCCAUAGGAGUACUAGAGAAGUUACAGACACUAUCCUUGAAACAUAACAGGAUACAAGGAUUUAUUCCGGAUUCCAUGAAGAAUAUGUUGGAGUUACAGUAUUUGGACUUCUCAUUUAACAAUUUGGCUGGUGAAAUUCCCAAGUCACUGGAAGCACUCUCAAAUCUUGUAUACUUUAAUGUGUCUUUCAACAGACUCAGAGGACCAAUUCCACAUGGAGGAAAAUUUGCCAACUUUACAGAACUAUUUUUCUCUCAAAUGAAGCUUUGUGUGAUGCUUCUUGGCUCCAACCUUGUCAAACUUUUGAACAUAGAUCAAAGAAAAAGAUUUUCUUGCCUGUAUUGUUGGCACUUGGAUCAGCAAUCUUAGCCAUGGUCAUUUCAUUUUUGGUGAUAAGAAAGUUGAGAAGAAAAAUUGUGAUUCCAACUAAUUUUGAUCCAGAAGCAACACUUGAAAGGGUAUCCUAUCAUGAACUUAGACAGAUGACAAAUGGGUUCAAUGAUGAUAUGGUACUUGGCUCGGGAGCCUUUGGCUCAGUUUACAAGGGAGUACGUGAAAAUGGGACGAUUUGGGCUAUAAAGGUUUUCAAUUUGCAGCUAGAAGGUGCAUUUAAAAGCUUUGAUAUAGAAUCUGAAGUCCUACGUAGUCUUCGUCAUCGUAAUCUGACUAAAGUUAUCAGUGCUUGCUCUAACCCUGACUUUAAAGCUUUAGUACUUGAAUACAUGCCUAAUAGAAGUCUAGACAAAUGGCUUUAUUCAGGCAACCAAAUCUUGCAUACCAUGCAAAGGUUGGACAUUAUGAUAGAUGUGGCUUGUGGUUUAGAAUAUCUUCACUAUGGUUAUUCAACUCCUGUAGUCCACUGUGAUUUGAAGCCUAGCAACAUUCUUCUUGAUCAAUAUAUGGUUGGCCAUGUUUGCGAUUUUGGAAUCACGAAAUUAUUGGGAGAUGGAGAAAGUGUGGUACAAACAAAGACCCUCGCUACAAUUGGAUAUAUUGCCCCAGAGUAUGGACUAGAAGGAUUGGUUUCAACAAGUUAUGAUGUAUAUAGCUUUGGGGUUAUACUGAUGGAGACAUUUACAAAGAGGGGGCCCAAGGAUGAGAUGUUUACUGAAGAACUAAGCCUGCAGAGAUGGGUAAAAGAAUCCUUACCAGAUUCCGUGAUUCAGGUUAUAGAUGUGGACUUAGUUCAUCUUGAAGAUGAAGUAGUCAAGAAUAAGAUAGCGUGCAUAUCAUCUAUCUUGCAACUUGCUUUAUGUUGUACACCAGACGCUCCUAAGGACAGAAUGAGCAUGAAAGAUGUCCUAAGAACACUCCAGAAGAUCAAACUUCAAUUCUCCGAGGGGCUCAAACCUUGAAGCAGUGGCAUACUGUGUAAUUGUGGUCAAUUCUUUCAUUCGACUUGGUGCACCUACCAAAUGCUUCAAGUUCAAGACAAGAGUGAGAUUUUUUCCCCCCUCAAAAGGGAUGUCAUUUUCUGUAUUUCCUGAUGCAGCAUUGCUGAUUCAGGUAGCUUUUUAACAAUGGUUUAUUUGCAAUGUCCUCAACAAUUUGUAUUUUCCUCCAAAGAAUACGUUGGUGGUUAAUUGUCUACAUAGUUAUCCCA